AUGCUUUCCAUUGCAGCAACCUUUGAACACCACCCCGCCCUGCACAUCCCCUCCAACUGCCAUCUGCAUCGUCUACCAGUAAUGUUGUCUCCUACCAAGACAGGCAACGCAUCGCUGUCAGUGUGUCUCAGCCAGCCGGAGUGGGAAAUUCGGGCCAGAGACGUCUGCAAUAGGAACGCCAGUCAACACCUCUUCUCUGCUUAUCCAAUUGAGCCCUGUGAGGAGGCAGAGGGGGGAGGGUCUCCUCCUGAGGCCCUACGACGCUUCUCCGGACUGGACUUUGUGUGCUGUGGUCAGGUCAAACCGGCACCCUCGGCGGCCAACCGUGAAGCGCUGGUCAAUAGCAGUUCUGAGACAACGCCCAAGAACAUAAAAAAUAAUGUUACGAACGCUUCGUGA
Dibothriocephalus latus is the source of this 399-nucleotide messenger RNA. NCBI's taxonomy places the organism in Eukaryota, Metazoa, Platyhelminthes, Cestoda, Diphyllobothriidea, Diphyllobothriidae. The record is from the annotation of a GenBank genome assembly.